Messenger RNA from Cuculus canorus (common cuckoo), 3134 nucleotides. Its product is annotated as acylamino-acid-releasing enzyme. The record is from RefSeq and is a predicted model, not a curated record. Lineage: Eukaryota; Metazoa; Chordata; Aves; Cuculiformes; Cuculidae. Bases 576 to 3029 code for a protein of 817 amino acids. The transcript is spliced from 19 exons. Gene Ontology annotation, molecular function: serine-type endopeptidase activity. Gene Ontology annotation, biological process: proteolysis.
GGGACCUGGGGUUUAGUCUGGAGAGGAGGCGGCUGAGGGGGGGCCUCGUCACUCUGCUGGAAAGGAGGUUGUGGUGAGGUGGGCGCUGGGCUCUGCUCCGGGGUAGCAAGAGACAGGAUGAGAGGAAAUGGCCUGGAGUUGCACUGGCGAGGUUUAGAUGAGACAUCGGGAAAAAAUUCUUAUGGAAGGGGUUGUCGGGCACUGGAGUAGCUGCCUCCUAUAGGAAUAGGAGGUGGUGGAGUCCCCAUCCCUGGAGGGAUUUGAAAGCCGGGCAGAGAAGGUGCUUGGGGAUCGUUCAGUGGUGGACAGGGACGGUUGGACUCAAUGAUCUUAAAGGUGCUUUCCAACCAAGCAAUUCUGGGCUUUUAUGGUGGUGGUGCCAAUGUCACCUCUGCUCCCGGUGUCCUGGGCCCUGGUGCCCCCGGCCGGUCUGGCGUGGGUCGCAGCAGAGGGCGAGGCGUGUGCGGGCGCAGAGGGCAGCAGGGACAGCUGGAGGACUGGCACCGGCCCCUGGCGCCGAGCUGCUCGCGCACGCCUUGGCAGCCUGCCCGACGCCGGCGGCGCAGCCAGGGCCCAUGGCCGCGGCACCCCAGGUGGGCGAGGGGGGCUGGGGGCUGCGGGCCCGUGCCGGGGUGAGCUCACCCACGGCGUGGCUCUCCCCUGCCCAGGCUGCCGGCAGCCCCACCGCCUGCUACCAGGAGCUCAGCCGGUUCCCCACCAUCACGCGUGCCGCCCUCAGGGCCGCCGCAGGGGCACAGACCUUCCUGCUCUACACCGAGUGCAGCCGCCCCGACCCGCCUCGCCGACGGCCCCUGCGCUUCAGCCGCCACUACAGCCUGUGGCACACAGGUGACGGCUGCCUCGCGGCGUGCCCGGCAGCGCUCAGCGCCGAGAUCCACAACCAGCUCCUCAGCCAGGACUCGCCCACGGGGCGGCACCGCGCCGUGCUCAGCCGCUGCCCGCGGCAGGGCCACGAGCUGCUGGAGGUGUGGAGCAGCAGCGGGCGCAGCCACAGUGUGGACCUCACGGCGCUGGGGAAACACGGGGAGGUCUACACGGAGAGGCCCUUCGCCUGCCUGGCUUGGUCCCACUCGGAGACGCGGCUGCUCUAUGUGGCUGAGAAGAGCCGUCCCAAACCGCGGCCCCCGUGCCCCUGGGAUGUGCCGGGAACCGCCAUGCCGGUGGAGGAGGGGGAAGAGGAGGAGGAGGGCGAGCAGUUCGUGUACCACGAGGACUGGGGGGAGGCGCUGAGCGCCCGCAGCGUGCCCGUCCUCUGCGCCCUGGACCUGGAGGGCAGCCGCGUCUCGGUGCUGGAGGGCGUCCCGGAGCACCUCUCUCCCGGGCAGGCCCUGUGGUCGCCGGGUGACCGCGGCGUGGUGUUCGUGGGCUGGUGGCACGAGCCCUUCCGCCUGGGGCUGAGCGCCUGCUCCAACAGGAGGUCGGGCAUUUUCCACUUGGACCUGGGCAGCGGGCGCUGUGAGCUGCUGUCGGCCGAGCGCGCUGCCGCCUGCUCUCCCCGGCUCAGCCCCGACGGCCACCGCCUGCUCUACCUGGAGGGGGACCUGGGGGGUCCCCACCGGCAGUGUCUGCGCCUGCGCAUGCUCACCUGGCAGACGAGGCAGACGGUGACAGUGCUCGAUGUGGUGCAGGAGCCCACAGAGGGUGAGCGCGGCGCGGUGGGCAGGGCUGGGCGCUGCUGUGGGGUGGGACCCCGGUGCCGAGCGCCCACGACCCCAGCUCGCUGCAGCUGUGCCCCGCUCGCAGCCUUCGCCGGGAUCUAUGCAGAGGAGCUGCCGCCGCGGUGCUGGGCAGCCGACAGCCGGCGAGCGGUGCUGGGUACCCCACAGCGGAGCCGCACGGACCUGCUGCUCGUCGACACGGAGGCGGCCACUGUCACCAGCCUGACGGCAGGGUCGCCCGAAGGACACUGGGAGCUGCUCACCCUCCAGUGGGACCUGCUGGUGGCUGCCUGCUCAGCCCCACACCGGCCCCCCAGCCUGGUGGUGGCAGUUCUGCCACCGGCACGCCGGGAGCUGCCCCUCUGCUGGGUGCCGCUGGAGGAUGCCCCAACCGUGCCCGGCAUCACCUGGAAGACCUUGACGGUUGUGACUCCGUGCAGCGGGCAGAGCCCCCCUGCGCAUGGCACGCAGGCGUUCGAGGCGCUGCUGCUGAGCCCCCCGGCUGGCUCGGCACCGCACCCCCUCGUCGUGUGCCCCCACGGUGGCCCCCACGCCGUCUUCGAUGCCCGCUGGCGCCCGAGCAUGGCCGCAUUGUGCCGGCUGGGCUUCGCCGUGCUGCUGGUGAACUACCGCGGCUCCCUGGGCUUCGGCCAGGCCGGCAUCACCGCCCUGCUCGCCCACGUGGGCCAGCAGGACGUGGCAGACACCCAGCUGGCAGUGGAGCAGGCGCUGCGCAGUGAGCCCCUGGACCCGCACCGCUUGGCCCUGCUGGCUGGCUCACACGGAGCCUUCAUCGCCCUCCACCUCCUCGCCCGCGAGCCUGAGCGCUACCAAGCCUGCGCCCUGCGCAGCCCCGUCUCCAACCUGCCCGCGCUGCUGGGCACCUCCGACAUCCCCGACUGGCGCUACGUCUCCCUGGGGCUGCCCUACUCCUUCGAGCGGGUGCCGCGCGCCGAGGAGGUGGCUGCCAUGCUGCUGCGCUCGCCCAUCGCCCAGGCGGCGCGGGUAAGGCGGGGGCAGGAUGGGUGUGGGACGCGGGGCGGGUGCCAGCGCCCACCGACGGCUGUGCUGCAGGUGCGGACGCCGGUGCUGCUGUGCGUGGGCGCGCGGGAUCGCCGCGUCAGCCCCACGCAGGCGCUGGAGCUGUACCGGGUGCUGCGGGCCAGGGGGGUGCCGGCGCGGCUGCUCUGGUACCCCGAGGGUGGCCACGCGCUCGCCGGCACCGAGGCACAGGCCGACGUCUUCCGAAACUGUGCCCGCUGGUUCCUCCAGCACGUGGGGCAGCCCCGGUGUGCCGGGCGGGCUCCCAGCGCCCACGGUGGCCCUGGCGCUGCGGUGGGGCCACGGUGACCCACAGCCCUGGGGACCACCCCACCACCAGAGGAGGAUGGAGCGAGAGUCGCCAGGAGCAGGGGGAGGACAUAGCGUGUGGUUUGGCUCUAAAUAAACGCAUGA